This is a messenger RNA of Nipponia nippon (crested ibis), 943 nucleotides long. NCBI's taxonomy places the organism in Eukaryota, Metazoa, Chordata, Aves, Pelecaniformes, Threskiornithidae. The record is from RefSeq and is a predicted model, not a curated record.
AUGGUACCGCGCGCGGUGGCCCGGUGGCGGGAGGAAGGCCGUGUCGCCGUCUGGCUGCGCGUCCCCAUCCUCCAGAGUCGGUUCGCGGCGGCGGCCGCUUCGCAAGGCUUUGCCUUCCACCACGCCGAGCAGGGCUCGUCCACCUUGAUGCUGUGGCUGGGAGAAGGGCCCAACAGGCUGCCGGGGUUCGCCACCCACCAGCUGGGGGUCGCAGGUGCUGUUCUAGAUGGAAGCACUGGAAAGGUGUUGGUCGUACAAGACAGAAAUAGGACACUAAAUGCGUGGAAAUUUCCAGGAGGUCUGUCUAAUCCAGGCGAAGACAUCGGAGACACAGCAGUUCGAGAGGUUUUCGAAGAGACUGGCAUUAAGUCAGAGUUCAAGUCCAUCCUAAGCGUAAGACAGCAACACAGACACCCCGGAGCCUUUGGCAAGUCGGAUAUGUACAUCAUCUGUCGCCUGGAGCCCUCCUCCUUCAACAUCAGCUUCUGCCAGCAGGAGUGCCUGAGGUGUGAAUGGAUGGACCUCGGUGAGCUUGCUAGGACGAAACACGCUACUCCCAUCACCAGCAACGUAGCCAAACUCUUACUUUACGGGUACCGGGAAGGGUUUGAUAAGAUUGAUAUAACCAUGAGAGAGUUUCCAGCUGUCUACACAGGCCUGUUCUACAAACUGUACCACAGGGAGCUGCCCGAGUCCUAUAGAAACAUUACAUGAUAGCAAUACGUUUCACAUUUCAUUAUAUUAAUAAUUUAGAAUUAUUAUUGUAGUGUUAUUUGGACCAUAUUAAAAUUAUCCAAGGACUUCUUUUUAGGUAAUUAUUAGAAGGUAAUUAUUUAUUCUAUUCUCUAAUAAGCUACAGAGAGAUAAAUUAUUUUAAAGGUAAAUAUUGCUGUAAGUGUGCAUCAGAUUUGCUUUCCUUUACUCUGUAAAGCAAACAUAAGGU